AUGAAUGCAAACUCUGUUAGCUACGCUGUGCUUUCCUGGAAUGUCCGGGGCUUGGGGGACUCUGACAAGUGCAAAACGGUUCGCGACACUCUUGUUUCCAGCCGGGCUGACAUCAUCUGUAUCCAGGAAUCAAAACUGCACGAGGUUUCGCCUUCGAAAGCCCGCGAGUUCCUCCCUACUCCUCUCUCUGACUUCCAGGUCGUCGACGCCGACGGUUUGCGGGGCGGCCUCGUGACGGCAUGGAACGCACGCUCGCUUUCCCUCUCCUCCUCCCUCCACCGAAAACAUACGCUGACCCUCUUCUUCACCUCCACUGCCUCUGACUACUCGUUUGCGGUCACAAAUGUCUAUGCUCCAGCUGAUCAUCGGGGCUCGGAAGAGUUCCUUGCUGGGCUUGACGAGCUGGCCGCUCUGAUCACGGGGAAUUGGGUGCUUGCCGGGGAUUUCAAUCUAACAAGGGGCGAGGAUGAUAACAGUAACGGCACGGUGAACCUGCGUUUAGCUGAGAUGUUCAACGACUCCAUCCAUCGUCUAGAUCUGGAAGCUCAAACUGCAGUCAAAUCCAUGAACCGCACGAGCUCACCCGGCCCGGACGGCUUUGGCCCCAGUUUCUACACUGCAGCGUGGAGCACGGUGGCGCCCAGAGUUCAGCGCUUCGCAACGUCGUUCCAGGCCCGAGAUGCUGAUCUGGAACGAAUCAACCGCUCAUACAUUGUGAUGCUGCCCAAGCACGCUACAGCUCUGCGCCCAGGUGACUACCGCCCCAUUUGCCUGCAAAACUGCUCUCUGAAAAUUGUGGCAAAGAUGCUAACCUCACGACUGCAACAAGAGCUGCCAAAGCUGAUCGACAUUGACCAGACCGGAUUCCUCCGUGGCCGUUCAAUUGCUGAAAACUUCAUCUACGCAAUGGAGUUGGUUCAAUGCUGCCACCAACGUAAGAUCCCAACCCUUGUCCUCAAAUUAGAUUUUGCCAAAGCUUUCGAUUCAGUGGAUUGGGACAGCCUUGUUUGUAUCCUGCAAGCAAGAGGAUUCUCAGAACUUUGGUGCUCAUGGAUAAUGGAUCUCCUCACCACCUCCAAAUCCGCAGUGUUGGUGAAUGGUGUUCCUGGCCCCUGGUUCAGCUGUAAGCGGGGGCUACGGCAAGGCGACCCACUGUCGCCAUACCUGUUCCUCAUAAUUGCCGAUGUUCUCCAACAGCUGAUCAAGCAUUUCGGCGGUGUAAGGCACCCGAUUGACACAAACCUUGCCUGCCCCAUUCUCCAGUACGCCGAUGAUACCCUGCUGCUCCUCCCAGCAAACCGACUGGACCUUGAGAAUCUGAAACACCUGCUGGACAUGUUCUCCCUGGCAACAGGACUGGGCAUCAACUAUCACAAAAGUACGAUUGUGCCUAUGCAUGUCAGUGAGACGGAUGCUGCUGAACUCGCCAACAUCAUGGGAUGCCAGUUGGGGGGCUUCCCCCAGACAUAUUUGGGGCUCCCUCUAUCCAGUGACAAACUCCGCCUUGCAGCCUUCGCGCCCGCCAUCAGCAAGGUCGACAGAUACCUAGCCGGGUGGCAAGCUUCCCUCUUGAACCCCAUGGGGCGCGCCGUCCUCGUCAACUCAGUGCUUGACAGCCAGCUGAUAUACCUGAUGUCCGUGAUGCUUCUGCCCCAGGGAGCACUCGACGCUUUUGACAAACGCAGACGAGCAUUCUUGUGGGCCGGUGAGGGGCAAGUUCAUGGCGCGCAAUGCCUGGUCGCCUGGGAACGUGCCUGCCAACUCAAGGAGCAGGGCGGUCUCGGCCUCAAGAAUAUUGCCAUUCAGAACAAAAGCAUGCUUCUCAAGUUGCUCCACUGCCUGCACACCUCCGAUGACUCCUCCUGGGCACGCUGGAUCCGUGGGAGAAUUGACAUGAUCACAAUGCAUGGAGAUAUCUCCGGCCCCCAUUGGCAAGACCUGGAGAAACUGCUUCCUUUGUAUAGGUCGGUGACUGUCUGUGAAGUCAACAAUGGAGAUUCCACGUCCUUUUGGCUUGAUAGGUGGCUGUCAGUUGGCCGCCUGGUUGACACCUUUCCGCUGCUCUAUAGCCAUGCCACUGAUCCGGAGGUGUCUGUGGCUGAGGUCGUUGCUGAGGGCUUGGAUCAGUUUCUGGUUCCACGCCUCACCUGGAGAGCCCGUGCCGAACUUGACAAAGUCAGUCAGCUCCUCGACAUGGUGACCUUGCAACAGGCCGACGAUCGCCGAACCUCACCGCUUGCUGCAGCAGACAACGUCCUCCGGGCUGGUCCUGUGUAUCGCCUUGUCAUGACAACUCUGGGUGCCCCUACCAGCCCCUUCUCCACUUUUGUCUGGGAAAACAAGACACCGCCGCGAGUUCAAUUCUUCACCUGGCUCUUGGUGCAAGAACGAAUUCAGUGCAGGGCCAACUUGGUGGUGAAAAAUGUGAUUGAUUCAGCCACUUGUGCUCUCUGCCAAGCCGCGGAUGAAGACUGCAAUCACCUCCUCUUCUCCUGUCCUUUUGCAGCAAAAGUAUGGCAAGACGUCGGCUUCCAGAUCGACGAGGCUGAGGUCUCCACUCUAUGGUCUAUCCAGCGGCCGGGCGGGAUACCGGCGAAACACUACCACACCCUGCUCCACCUCCUCUGCUGGCACAUCUGGAAGCAUAGGAACGAUGUGGUGUUCAACAGUUUGCCUGCCUCGCACGCUCGGCUGUGGCAGGCCUGCAAGGAAGACGCACGGCUAUGGAGCCAACGCUGGCCAGCUGUCGAUCGUGUCAUUGUUGAUUCCUGGUGCUCACGGUUUCCCAUUAUGUAA
Messenger RNA from Panicum virgatum (switchgrass), 2796 nucleotides. RefSeq lists its product as uncharacterized. The record is from RefSeq and is a predicted model, not a curated record. The transcript has 2 exons. NCBI's taxonomy places the organism in Eukaryota, Viridiplantae, Streptophyta, Magnoliopsida, Poales, Poaceae. Bases 1 to 2796 code for a protein of 931 amino acids. Gene Ontology annotation, biological process: DNA repair. Gene Ontology annotation, molecular function: DNA binding; endonuclease activity.